Brienomyrus brachyistius is the source of this 942-nucleotide messenger RNA. RefSeq names its product leucine rich melanocyte differentiation associated (gene lrmda). Bases 32 to 817 code for a protein of 261 amino acids. Gene Ontology annotation, biological process: melanocyte differentiation. The record is from RefSeq and is a predicted model, not a curated record. The transcript has 7 exons. Lineage: Eukaryota; Metazoa; Chordata; Actinopteri; Osteoglossiformes; Mormyridae. Gene Ontology annotation, molecular function: protein binding.
UGGCAGGCUGGUGACCGCACUGGCGCAGCUAAUGCCGGCUGCAGAUCACCUGACUUCGGCACGCGGAAGUGUGAAGUCUGCGCCCUCAACUGAGUCCGGCAGCAGCACAGCCACCUCACCGCGACGCACGGCAAUGGCCGUCGUGGCCGGAUCUCAGAUUUCUUACAUUGGACAAGACAUUGAAGAAAUCCCAGCCUCUCUUGGAGAACAGUAUGGUGGGCUUGCCAGGCGUUUGGAUAUCAGCUUCAAUCAGCUGAAGUCGCUGGCAGGCCUGAAGGCGUUUGCGCAGCUGGAAGAGCUCGUCGCAGAUAACAAUCUCCUGGGAAAUGACCUGGGGCUGCCCCAUUUGCCUCGUCUCCGCACCCUGACGCUCAAUAAGAACCAGAUCACAGACGUUGCCGCCCUGGUGGAGCACCUGCAUAAAGCAACACCUUCGCUGGAGUACCUGAGUCUGCUGGGCAAUCAUGCAUGUCCAAACGAGCUGGUGAGCCUGGAGAACAAUGAGGAGGAUUACCAGCGCUAUAGGCAUUUUGUGCUGCACAAAUUGAACAAGCUGAAGUUCCUGGACAGCAGACAGGUGGGUGAGCGUGAGCGGGCAGAGGCAGAGACACGAGGGGCCUUCAUGAAGGUGGUGAAGCCCACGGCUGAGGCGGACUGUGAUAAUGCCAGGAAUGAACCUGUGAGCCAGCAGUAUACUCCACUGCCUAAAGGCUCACAAGACGACAAAGGCCACAAAGGGGUGUUUGCCAAGUGCCGCUACGCUUACUAUGGAAAGCACUCCGAGGGCAACCGCUUCAUCUGCAAUGAUCAACUGUGAAUUAGAAAGUGAUGGUUUAGUGACAGAAAAGUUUUUUGUAGAUGUGUGAAAAAUAUUUGUAUUUAUUGUCUUUCCAGGUUAGGCAGCCCAGCUAAUAAUAAUAGAAUAAAUCCAUAUUCCCACAA